AUGUCAAAUACAUUUUGGUCCAUAUGGUAUGCAGAAUGUGGUCAAAGUGCAUUAACCGCAAUAAAAAUGUCGUUAGACAAAGUUGUUGAUGAGGGUGACGUGUUGAUUGCUGAUGGAACAUCGGUGAGAGGUAAACUUGGCCCUGCAGCCAAAUUUAUUCAUGAUACAAAUGAUGAAGAUAUGGCGAAAUUAAAAUUUAUUGAUUCAUUUACUGAUGAAGAAGUGAUUAGCGGACCAGAUGACCGCGGAAAGAAAAAAUUAAAAACAACACAAUUUACGGGAUUAACUAAAGAAGCACGUUCAAUCGGAAAGAAAAACUGA
Messenger RNA from Didymodactylos carnosus, 321 nucleotides. Lineage: Eukaryota; Metazoa; Rotifera; Eurotatoria; Philodinida; Philodinidae. The record is from the annotation of a GenBank genome assembly.